Molecule: messenger RNA, 1239 nt
Organism: Racocetra persica
Lineage: Eukaryota; Fungi; Glomeromycota; Glomeromycetes; Diversisporales; Gigasporaceae
Source: the annotation of a GenBank genome assembly
AUGUCGAAUUUGAAAACCAAAAUCGAAAAUCUUCUUUUAUCCGGACCUUUAGAUGCAAUUUGCGGUGCAAGCGUAGUUUAUUUGGCGAUGGAUGGUAAUAAUGUAGGAAGUUAUGAAGACGUCAGAAAUUUGGCUAAUUCUGCAGUAGAUUCGGUAUUGGAAAAAAUAGUUGAUAAUGAUCGAAAAGAACAAGUCUCAAAAGUUAUGCCAGAGAUACAACAGAUGAGUAUGGAAGUCACUGCUGAAGGUUGGGGUGGUGACGACCUGGAAGAGCGAUAUCUUUGGGGACGCCUCGAGAUGUCGAAGAUCCCCAUGACUAAAUCGGAUGUAUCUCUUUACGACGCUCUUAAGAAAAAUUUGGAGAAAUAUAUCGAACCCUCAAAGCUUUUGUGGAAUGAACAAUUGGCAAACACGAUUGUAGGCGAUGAUUCGAUCUUGGUGGAAAAAUUAAAUCCAAGGCAAAAACGCAUUUUCAUGGAGCCGUAUGAAAACAUGAAAUGCACAUUACCCGAGUCACUAGAUUCUAUAUGUGAUCGGUUUGUAAAUGAUUUUAAUAGAAAGAAUAAUGCAAACGUAUGCAGAAAUAUUAAGCAUGAUAAGACUUGGAAGGAGGAUAUACCUGCGUUGGAGAGAAGGACUAAGCGGACCUAUAUUGCGGAUGUGGUUAUGCCUCUACUUCGGGCUAGUUUAGAGGACAUGCCAGAUGGAAAUAUUUGUUUGAGCUCAGCAGACCGGCAGAGCUUGGCAAGCAAAUUUCGAAGGAAUCUUAGUGAGGUAAGUAAAGAACAGAUGGGGAAAAAACCUAACGUCAUGGCACUAGUGAAGUAUGGAGGAAAAAUCAAUGAACUCGCAUACACCGAAUGCUCCCGUGUCAUUUGUAACGACACAAAAAAGAUGGAUGACGAAAUAAAGUUAUGGCGAGAAGCACUAGACGGUAUAAAUUUUGUUAAUUUAGCAUGUCGUCCACUUAGCAAUCAAUUUGGAAUAGCCGGGAUUCAGGUCGCUGGAGAGGUUAUUUAUUUAAACGUUUUAGUAAACGAUGCGGGAGGUCUUUCUCGUUAUUUUCAUAUCGAUCACGCGGAAAUUCCACUAGUGCCGAAGUCCUCAAGGCGAGUAAAACCGCUUGUGCGCUUGUCAUUAAAUUGGAGGAAUAUUUUGAUAGUAAAUAAGAAUUUGUUAAUGCGAGCAUUAGAUCAAGCUAGCUCGAAUCCUCCCCGAAAUGUUCCUAGGAGUCCCACA